Messenger RNA from Microthlaspi erraticum, 345 nucleotides. The record is from the annotation of a GenBank genome assembly. NCBI's taxonomy places the organism in Eukaryota, Viridiplantae, Streptophyta, Magnoliopsida, Brassicales, Brassicaceae.
AUGGCAUCGUCUCCUAGUGAUACCAAGGCAAAAAAUUGCAAAUUUGCUGCUAGCCAAGUUGCUAAAGCUAAUAACCCUCAGGAAGAUGGAUAUUGCCCACGCUUGGUGAGGCCAGCCGAUUUCAAACCGUCCGGCUUGGUGACGCCUAACGAUUUCAAACCGUCCGGCUUGGUGACGCCUAACGAUUUCCUACUGUCCGGCAUGGUGACACCAGCCGACUUCCUACCGUCCGAGGAAGAAAGAGGAGAUGUUUUGAAGCAAGUGGGAGAUCUUAUGAAGCUAGUGGAGAAGAUGCUUGAUGGUGGUCAGGAGACUCGGGAGGAGUUGGAGAAACCAAAAUCUUAG